UCGUUCGACUCUCUCAUCCAAGUCGCCAAACCGAAAGGAAGCCAUCGCGCACUUUGGAGGAGCGUUUUUUUGUGCGGCGUUUGCAGAACGAGGCGAUCCGCGCGUCGAAAGUCGAAAAAUAAACCCCCGGAACGCGGACAAAGUCGGUCGGCCACAGGCAAGUGCUUCCGGUCUGAAGCGGAGGUAAGCGCGGAUUUAGAACGACAAACCAGAACCAGACAGCGGCGGCGGCAAAGCUUGCUUGGAUUGAGGCGCAUCUUCUGACAAAUUAAUUUGACGAUUGCUAACGAUGGGUAAGGCAAAGGACAGCAAGGCCUCCGACAGCGAUUCCAGCGAGGAGGAGUAUGUUGUGGAGAAGAUUGUGGAUCGGCGGGAGCGCAAGGGCAAGAUCGAGUAUCUGCUCAAGUGGAAGGGUUACGACUCGUCGGCCAAUACGUGGGAACCGAAGGAGAACCUCGAGUGUCCUGAGCUGAUUAAAGCGUUCGAGGACACGAGAGUCGUUCCCAAGAAGGAGGGUUCGAAGGACAAAGACAAGAAGGAGGAAAAGAAGAAGCCCAAACCGUCCAGCACGACCGGAAGUGGCAGCUCGAAGCGAAAGGACUCGGACGCUGAUAACGAUGGUUCGGACGACGACGACAAAGAUGACAACGCUUCCAUAAAAUCGAGCAAGUCCAAAUCGACGACUGCGGCCGCCGACAACGAUGCCACCGCCAGUGACGACGGAAUGAACGGCUUCGAGAAGGGCUACACCCCGGAGAAGAUCCUCGGUGCCACCGAAGCCAACAACGAGCUGCUGUUCCUGAUCCAGUGGAAGGACAAGGACAAGGCCCAGCUCGUCUCUUCGAAGGAGGCCCGUAAACACUGUCCCCAGCUUGUCAUAGACUUCUACGAGGAGCGUUUGAUCUGGCAGUCGCCGGACGCGACGGAGUAAAUUUGCCCUCCGGCGAAGCGCAUUUAAAACUCCUCCCUACUUCUCCCACAAAACUCUGCCCUCGCGGAGGAACAUAACUUUAGGUUCGUUUUUAAGUACGCCAACAACAAUGAUUAACAAUAUAUAAAUGUCAAAUGUAAGGUUUUUUUAACGUAACCAACCAGCUCAUCCUUUGACUACAAACACAAACACACACAAUAUUGAAUUACCUUUGACAUAGGCGCAGCAAAACUUGGGCGUUUGACUCCAUCUUAAGUUGUAUAUGUGCACGAUCGAUAGGGCGCAGGUUAAGAAAAAGCAAAACUGGUGGACAAAAUUAUUUUCCCAACCUUUGGAUCGAAACAUGUCUUGGAAAUACAUACAUUAACAAACACAAACAAGCAACAGAAAAUAUUUUUCGCGGAAACAAAAAGAACGAUUUUGGUAAAUAUAGGAUUAGUAAGAUCAAUAA
Molecule: messenger RNA, 1382 nt
Organism: Culex pipiens pallens (northern house mosquito)
Lineage: Eukaryota; Metazoa; Arthropoda; Insecta; Diptera; Culicidae
Product: chromobox protein homolog 3-like
Exons: 3
Coding region: 290-931 (213 amino acids)
Biological process (GO): negative regulation of transcription by RNA polymerase II; chromatin organization
Cellular component (GO): nucleus; pericentric heterochromatin
Molecular function (GO): chromatin binding
Source: RefSeq, a predicted model, not a curated record